GCGGAUAGCAGUACAGAGACAUGGACAACAUAACUGCAAGCGAACUGGCGGGUUUUGGAGUUGGAACUCUGCUUCUAUGCGCCACCAUUGCUGCUCCAAAGUUUGAUGCUUUCAUCUCUGGCUCUCAACGCAGUUCAUUGGGAAUGUGCAAGAGAUGCGGUAAUGUGAGGAAGCUAGCAUGCUCAACAUGUAAAGGAACUGGAUUAGUUAAGGAAGGUCAAGUAGCUGGUUUUACUUUCAUUGAUGACUUGUAUCAGUCGCUAGGGGGUGAUGAAUCGAAAGAGAGAUCCAUUGCUUGCAUCAAAUGUCAAGCUAAAGGUUAUUUUAGCUGCCCUGAUUGCUCUAAAACAUAAUUUGUUUGAGUUGCUGUGUGUCCUGUGAAUCAAAUUACACGGUUUUUUUUUUCCUCCAAGGAUACUUUCUUUUGGUUUUAAGUAGUGAAAGUGAAAAACAAGUUAAUGAUCCCAAUUUUAGACUGGAUUAUACAGUGGUUGAUAAUUUCAUAUGUUCA
Argentina anserina (silverweed cinquefoil) is the source of this 511-nucleotide messenger RNA. RefSeq lists its product as uncharacterized. The transcript has 2 exons. Bases 21 to 353 code for a protein of 110 amino acids. The record is from RefSeq and is a predicted model, not a curated record. NCBI's taxonomy places the organism in Eukaryota, Viridiplantae, Streptophyta, Magnoliopsida, Rosales, Rosaceae.